Molecule: messenger RNA, 1074 nt
Organism: Exophiala xenobiotica
Lineage: Eukaryota; Fungi; Ascomycota; Eurotiomycetes; Chaetothyriales; Herpotrichiellaceae
Exons: 2
Coding region: 1-1074 (357 amino acids)
Source: RefSeq, a predicted model, not a curated record
AUGUCCGACGACUGUCGGCGUAUCUGGGAAUCUGCGUCAAUAGCAAUACCGAGAAAGGUGCCUUCUAGCUCUUGUUGGGUUGAAAUGCCUCCAACGACUGAAGAGCUCUUUUCACUGAUUUUGAAUGCUCCCUCCGAGGCUUUCCGUGGCAAUAAGUUUGACCCGUCCAACAGGGCCAGCGCGAUCCUUCAGCUCAGCGAACCGAAUCCCGAGAACCCGGCUUUCUUGAUGAACGCUCCCAUCAAAUUACCAUCGAAUUGCCAAUUGAUUGUGCCCGACAUCCUCCAUGCAGAUCACAGGCCUCAAAAUACAGACCUAUCACCCUCCUGCAACUUGACACCUCGCUUCGUGGUGGUUCACCCGCACAUCGACCAAAUCAGAGAUUCUCUCAUCACUGUGCUUGGCAAGAGCCGCAAAUUCGUCCUGAUGUGGCCCCUGUCCAGGCCGAAUCGAGAGCUCCUUGUGCAGUACGCCUUGGCUCACGAGCGAGAGACGUUUGUGCCGCUUUGUGGGCAGUUGGAAGCCCCGGUCUUGGACUUGAUGGACUCGAAAACCGCACUCUUCAUGCAAGCGGGGGUCAUCCAUGCCACUCUCACUCUGGAGGGAGGAAUGCUUAUCGGCAUCAACACAUUCUCCGCCGGCAGUGCCCUGGCAAGUCUCCAAUGUUUUGUAUUUGAGCUCGAGGCUGAAGUAGAAAGGGACUAUGGUGCAAUAUUCAAUCUCUUCGCACUGCAGCUCAAGGCCAUCGUUGGGGAUCUUGAUAUAUCUCGGCAGUUUUUGAGAGGCUGGGUGUCGUUGAGCUCCAAGAUUACCGCAACCAUUGUUCGCCGAGACGGUCGCAAGAAGCUUACCAAGACAGAGAAAACGAAACUGAACAACAUGAUGUGGACGCUGCUUGCGGUGGCCCAGCAGGAGGGCGUGCUACCAGACCACUGUUGUGGAAGCACCGGUGAGCUAACCCAUUUCCGGGAUGUGCACUUGGUACCGACAAGCUUUAGCAAGCGGAAGAAGAUGAUCGCCAGGAACACUAUUCUCCAAAGGCAGUCCUGGGAUGGGGGGCACUUUGCUGACUAG